Molecule: messenger RNA, 1236 nt
Organism: Abrus precatorius (Indian licorice)
Lineage: Eukaryota; Viridiplantae; Streptophyta; Magnoliopsida; Fabales; Fabaceae
Exons: 1
Coding region: 1-1236 (411 amino acids)
Biological process (GO): proteasome-mediated ubiquitin-dependent protein catabolic process
Cellular component (GO): cytosol; nucleoplasm
Molecular function (GO): polyubiquitin modification-dependent protein binding; ubiquitin binding; proteasome binding
Source: RefSeq, a predicted model, not a curated record
AUGGAUGUGAUCUUAGAGCUCCAGGGUGGCAAAUCAUUCACUAUUUCCGUUGAACCCUUCGACACAGUUCUCCGUCUCAAAGAGAAGGUGCAAAAGUUUCAACGGAUUCCAAUUUCCGAUCAAACUUUCGUCUUCAAUGGCCAGGUUCUCCAAGACCAUCUCGACAUCUGGACAACCCAAGUCUAUGAGGGCUCGCACAUUCACCUCCUACUCCCCGCCUCUCCCGUGCUGCCCGAGUUCCCGCCGUCGAUGGAUGCCAUGGACAUGUUCAUUCAAGAAUUUCUGACAGAGCCGCCGGAGAUAAUGGAGUCGCUGCUGGCUAACUUAGACUUUCCGGCACAACCACAAAUAUUUCCCAAGUCGCAGCCGACGCAGCAGAUGCUAGCGUGUAUACAGUCUCCGCCGCAAACGGUAAUGGCGACGCAGCAGAUGCAUGAGUUUCCACAGUCACUGCCGCAGACGAUAAUGUCGACGGGGAAGAUGCCAGCGUUUCCACAGUCACCAGAGUCGCUACCGCAAAUGAUAAUCCCGACGCAGUUUCCACCUUCACCACCGCAAAUGGCUAUCGUGACCGGGUCACAGCCCCAACUGCCUAGAAAAAGAAAACCAGGGAUUCAAAAGCCAAUGCCGCCACCGCCCCCGCCCUCGCAUCCAUCAUGGGCAUGGAAAGUGAGCGUGCAAUUGCCUCACUUCAAAGAUCGUAUCGCUGUAGAAUUGAAUUGGAAAGACAGCUUUCUUAAGCUGAAGGAGAAGAUUCUUCAACUUGAAGGCAUGAAAGGUGUGGCAAUGGACAGGGUUGUGUUGCAGUCACAUAAAACGAAAAAAGAAUUUAUUGACCAGCAGUUGCUGAAGGAUUGCACGGAAUUAGAGCCUCCUGAAGUCGAGAUUAACGUGAUAGUAAAACCUCUGCCUUCACCGAAACAGCUUCCGGUGGAUGGUGUUGGCACUAGUAAUCAUUGUAGUGGUUCCAUAAUAAAGCAUGCGGAGAUAACGGUGAUGCUGUUGCCGAUGCGUACGUCAGAGAGGAUAUUGAUACAGGUGAGUGCUGGGGAUAAAGUGGCAGUGCUGAGGACGAAGCUGGAGGAGCUGCAGAAGACGUUUGGGUUUCGUCUUCCCAAAGAUGGUCGCUAUUUUUUCAUUCACGGGCAGCGUGCCAUGGACGAAAAAAAGUCGUUUAAGUGGCACCAAGUUGGCAAUGGUGACAUCAUUAAAACCUUCGAUGGAUCCAUAUCUUAA